Molecule: messenger RNA, 1644 nt
Organism: Salvelinus namaycush (lake trout)
Lineage: Eukaryota; Metazoa; Chordata; Actinopteri; Salmoniformes; Salmonidae
Exons: 12
Coding region: 1-1089 (362 amino acids)
Biological process (GO): adenylate cyclase-activating G protein-coupled receptor signaling pathway
Cellular component (GO): plasma membrane
Molecular function (GO): G protein-coupled receptor activity
Source: RefSeq, a predicted model, not a curated record
AUGCACGGCAUUCCCGAGGGGACAUUCCUUCACCUGUCCCGUGCUGCGGGGCUUUUCGUUGUGCAGAUCACUGGUCUCUCGACUGUGUACCUAGUAUCUCUGUCUGUAAGCUUGAUUGGGAGUUUUUCAGUGCUGGUGGUUUCCAUCGCAAGGAGGAGGCACUUACAAGAACAGGUGCAGCCCCUGGUCCAGCUGGCUGUAGCUGAUCUGUUGGCAGCAGCCACCUUGAUGUUCACCAAUGCAAUGAAUGAGACCGACAGCUUCACCGACAGUGUGUUAAUCUGUAAACACCUACUGCCUCUGUCACUGUCUCUGUUCCAGACAUUUUACUGUGUGUCGUUUCUGCUGGUGGUAGUGUAUGCCUGGGAGUCAAAGCAUGCUGUCGAGGGAUGGAGGGAGAGACCAAGAGAGGAAGAGUCCCAGUGUAGACGAAGGGUGGUGGUUUUGCCUGUAUAUACACUUGUGUGGUUUACGCCGUUGGUGAUGUACUUUGCGUACACAAUGUCUUUAGUCCUGACCACAGCGGACUUGGUACCAGCCGGCCACGGGACAGCAAACAACAGUGAAGUUAGCACAUACUGCACCAGCUGUAUCCUCUUCUUGCAUGUCUGGAGUGACCACUGCUCAGAUAUUGAACAGAUCCAUGACAUGUUCAUGCGAUGCUUUCUCUUCUUCAGUGUGAUACUAGUGUUGGUGUGCUGCACAGUGGUUUACUACAAGGUGGACAGCUUGUAUCGCAGGUACGGGGAGGGACUAUUUCCUGUGGAGGGAGACGCACGUUCCAGGAAAAGACUGAGGGGUGUGUUCUCCACUGUUCGCUACAUGAUUGUGGUUAUCAUCUUCUGCUGGACGCCAGCUCUUCUUCUGGUUGUCCUGUCUGUGAUGCCAGACAUACCUAAAGAGAAGCUCUUCCCCCUCUAUGUUAUACAGGCGGUGACGGUGUCUCUGCAGGGCUGUCUGAACAGUGUAGUCUACGCCUGGAGACGACCAAACUUCAGAGACGCUGUGCUUGGAGAGAGGAUGCCCUUGCUCAGCCAAGACGCCCCCCUGUCCUUCUUCGACGAAUCACUGAGGGGGCCACCAGAGUGACGGAAGAGGAAGCGAGACAUUCCACUCGCAAGUUUUUUCUGGUUCAUAUACAGUCAAUAAACUAAACAGACCAAACCCAGCUACUAAUGCAAUGGUGCUAUGGGAGAGCCACCCCCUUAAGCAGAAAGGAACUGACCAUUUUUGGUCAAUGGUAAACGGCCUGAGUGGGACAUCUCAUCUAUCCACCAUUUUUGGGGGCGCCCUUGACGCCUGACCUCUAGCCCUUAACCCUGACUCGAGAGAUGCUGCUGGUGGAAUUCUCCCUCUGGCCCAGAUCUAGAAAGAGUUUACCCUGCUCAAAUACUAACCUUCACCAUUGAGGAAAGCGAUUCAACACUGGACUUAGAUCAGUUUCUAGGGAUAACUUCAUUCCUCUACUCCCACUGGGAGUCUGGAGCCAAGGCAAUGGAGUUUACUAUGUACUUAUUUUAGUGUUAUUUAUUCUGAAAAUAAUCUUCAAUGCUUUAAUAUUCCUUUUUUAGUACUGUGUUAUUUCUGUAAGAUGGGUUGAUAAGGUGAUUAUUAUGAUGAGUUGUAGAGCCAGAUGGGCCGGAG